CUGUCCGCGGAGCCGACAUGCAGGCGGCGCGGGGCGGCGCGGGGCGGCCGGGGCGGCCGGGCCGCGGGCCGGAGCGCGAGCGCGAGCGGCCGCCGGGCGCCGGAGCCACGUCCCCCUGCGCCGCCCCGGGCCUGCCGGCCGGAGGAGCCACCAUGCACCCCCGGCCGCCGAGCGCCUGGCCGCCCCGCGCCCGCGCCGCGCUCCGCCUGUGGCUGGGCUGCGUCUGCUUCGCGCUGGUGCAGGCGGACAGUCCCUCAGCCCCAGUGAACGUCACCGUCAGGCACCUCAAGGCCAACUCUGCAGUGGUGAGCUGGGAUGUUCUGGAGGAUGAAGUUGUCAUCGGAUUUGCCAUCUCCCAGCAGAAGAAGGAUGUGCGGAUGCUGCGCUUCAUCCAGGAGGUGAACACCACCACCCGCUCGUGUGCCCUCUGGGACCUGGAGGAGGAUACGGAGUACAUAGUGCAUGUGCAGGCCAUCUCCAUUCAGGGCCAAAGCCCAGCCAGUGAGCCUGUGCUCUUCAAGACCCCGCGUGAGGCUGAGAAGAUGGCCUCCAAGAACAAAGAUGAGGUAACGAUGAAAGAGAUGGGGAGGAACCAACAGCUGCGGACAGGCGAGGUGCUGAUCAUUGUCGUGGUCCUGUUCAUGUGGGCAGGUGUCAUUGCCCUCUUCUGCCGCCAGUAUGACAUCAUCAAGGACAAUGAACCCAAUAACAACAAGGAAAAAACCAAGAGUGCAUCAGAAACCAGCACACCAGAGCACCAGGGCGGGGGGCUUCUCCGCAGCAAGAUAUGAAAACCUUUUCAGUGCUUGCCCUGAGCAGCUAAGAAGACAGACAGUAGAGAAUGUGAGAGGAUCUCAUGAUCUCAUGGUUCUGACGAUGAUUAUCCAACAAACAUCUGGCCCUCUCUACAUCUCCUCUUCCCUCCAUCUCCUUGUAUCCUCUGGCUUACUGUCCUCUCUCUGGAGCACUUUCCUGAAGCCUUUUAUUAACCCCCAUCUCCAGAAGCACCUCAACAAUGUCAGUGGCUGAGGCUGCACUCAGAGGGAUGACUGCUGGGGGUAAACUGGGUGCCAGGGGCCAUGGGCCCAGGACCCAGUCUUGGCCAUUCAGUUGAGUGAGGCUGAAGGCUGGGUUUGAAAAGGCAGACAAGACAUCCAGGCAGGGCUUCUCUUUUCCUUCCACAAGGGACAAGAGCCUGGCUUAUUUAGGCUGCAGCCCUGCUGCUCCUCCCUUCCUUCUUCUGUCCUCUGUUUCCAGCCUUGCAAGAAGUCUAUUCAAUUAGUCCUGGCCGCUUCUCUCAUUUUUUUCCUCCCAGUUUCCAAACAAGCCCUCAGUGAACAUCAUUGAAGCGUGACUGCCUGUCUGCAGAGAGAAGGAUUCCAUUUUUCUUCUCAGCUGGUCCCCGGGCCCACGGGCACAGGGAGCAGGACGACUGCAGCAGCGGGGAGGAGGCACAGCUAGCUGCAGUUUGCUUUUCUCCUUGCCCUAGUCAGAUGAAGGAGGCUGAACUACAAACCCAAAUUCUGCAAAAAAUAAAUAAAAUAAGAAUAAGCCACAAAACUAAAAGGCCUGGCCCCAUUCUGGAAAAGGCAAAGCUGCAUGAGACACAGCCUUCUGCCUCCUCACCUCUCCUGGACUGGCUUCCUCUUUGAGAAAAUGCACAAAGCCCUGGGAGAUGACAAGCACGAGGACUGACGCAAGCUGUGUCUUUCAGACCAAGGAACAUCAGAGAAGCUGUGGGGCUGCCUGCCAUGCAGGAUCAUGGCUGCCAUCAAGCCUUUUCUGGAUCCAGCCAUCAAGGACAUGUUUGUGGUGUGAUACACACCUUUGCAAGUGUGUAAGAUAUUACCUGGUUUGUCUCUUUUGGAAAACAAAAAUCCGAAGGCUGCACUCUAGAGGGCAGAGAGAUUCCCCCGAAGACUGAGCUGGUUGCCUGCAUCCUCUAUCUUCUUUGACCCUUAUGACUGUAAGAUCAUCAGUUUGGGGUCUUAGGAAGACCCGGAAGGUACUGGUCUAAUUUAUUUAGGAAGUAUCUCUUGGAAUUUGAGAAAUGCUAGCUUGGACAACUGAAAAGUCACAUCACAUCUGGCAUUCUGGGGGUUACUAAAACACCCCUUCUGGAGUGGAAGCUGCUGGAAGGCAGGCCUGAGCCAUUCACCACAGACAGGAAGAGCAGCCCUGGCUAUCACACUGGCCUCUGGGGUCUUCAUAUCUUGCCAUCUCAUCCAGGGUUCCGUGAAAGUUACCCAGGGUCCUCAUGUCCUUCCUUAGAGCCUGAGUGGUGUGAGGUGACAGGUCUCUCUCUCCACUGCCCCUUUCUGGCUUAAAAAAAUGGUGCUUGAUGAGGGAAGGUAGACUCUUCCCUAGGACUGACGAGUUAUGGCUGCCAGAUACCUGCAUGGGAAGAGGUGGACCUCUGCAUCUUCCAUUGGCGGCCAAGGAUGGGUGUGGGUGAACCACACCUAGCACAAGCCUGGUACUCAGUAAAUAUUUGUUGAAAUGAGUAAGAGCAUCGGUCCCCAAGCCAGAGCGCCAGAAGCCAUCACCCAAUGACCGCCCCUUCCUUCCGGUCUACAAGAGCUCUCAAGGCUGGGUCUGCCACCACUCUGCUUUGCCCAAGUGUGGCAGCACUGGGGAGGAGAGACAGGAUAAAGGGCAGAUGUCAGCAAUACUAAGGGCUUCCUCAUGGGAGGGCAUGAGGCUCCACUCAUUGUCUUGUGACUUCCAUCCCUGCUGAAUGGGGCUGCAAGGCCAAAGCUCCUUAGGGGAGAGGUCCUUACCUCUGAUCCACUUAGAGCAAUAACCACUUUUUAAAUGUAAAAUAAAAAGACAAAUGAAAAGGCA
Molecule: messenger RNA, 2844 nt
Organism: Macaca mulatta (Rhesus monkey)
Lineage: Eukaryota; Metazoa; Chordata; Mammalia; Primates; Cercopithecidae
Source: RefSeq, a predicted model, not a curated record